CACAAGCAACAUGACAUUUAAAGAUUUCACAUCCAUUCUAGGCAAGGAUGACCUAAAGCAAAUCUGCAAAGAGCUAAAACUGAAGCAUGUUGAUAAUAAACACGAUGCUAUCGCUGCCCUUGCCAGAUUUAGCAAACGUUCCUCAAAUAUCAGCAACUUCCUUACUGGACAUACUAGUAAUAAUUCUAGCAGAGUUCUACAGAUGAUGAAUAAAAAAACUCCGCCACGCUACAAGCUCUCAGAUCUAGCAAGAUCUACCCUUUACAAACUGUACCUAAUUAUGUACUUGGGUAUUGACUUUAAUCUAAUACGAGAUAGGAAGCUAGAGUUCAUGCUUCUAUGUGAGAAAACUUUGAGAGAAACCUAUCCUGUGAACAAAGAUAUGGUACUGGAUAAUGCAAGUAUUGUUUUUAGAGACAAAGAUGAUUUUGAAAGAUAUUUCACAGCGCAUUUAAUGUAUGAAGACUUUUUGACUAGAGUUGAUGAGGUAGAGAGAUGUGAGAUUGUGAAACAAGUUAAAAGAUUAUUAGAGUGCAUAGACGAAGACGAAAUGGCAAGGUACAAAUCCAUCUCACCUUGGUUAAGGCGAUUCACACCGCCAAACGUCUACAUAAAAAUGCUAGAAGCAGGCAUACAAGACUUAAAGAAGAGUAAAUGCGAAGACAAUUACCAGUUUGCAUUGGACAUACUAAGUACACUGAUAUCGCAGAAUGAAUUUUGUGUACACAGGAAAGCUCAUUGGUAUGAUGAAAAGGCAUUGGUCUUGCACAGCAAUAUGUGUGUGUAUGAUCAGGCAGCAGAAGUGUUAAUAGAAGGUUUUCAAUCAGAUUUGUCAGAGGAAUCCAAAGAUAGUUUGCGUCCGCGAGCUCGUAAGUUGGCACACCAGAAAAACAUAACCAUCAGUGAACAUUUAAAGAAAAAACUAUUGGAAUACUCUAUAAAAGAAACUAUAUUGGAAAAUAAUUUAGAUGCACGACACAUUUACAAGCAACCCAUGGAUCGUACCAACAAACGUGGUAAGGUAAAGUUCGAGACGCGAACAGCCGAAGGGCGGACCGUCCUGGAGGCGGAGGAAUAUUGCAUCGCGCAUUACAUCAGUAGUGGAGAGUUCACACACGGAGAACACUGGGAAGGCAGGAUUGUGACAACUAUAUACUUCCUCCUAUUCUGGGAUAUUAUAUACUCAAAGCCACCAAACGCUCAAGGCGUUUUCAUCACGUACUACCAAAUGUAUCCACUGGACAUGUUUACCGAGAGUUUCUAUGAAAAUCGCAAGACGAGAAUAGACGAAUGGUUGGACGCUUUAGCGAAAGCCAGUACCGAUAAAGUGUUGAAGAUCAUGCAUGACACUUGGGAUAAUAGACCUAAAUGUGAAUUAUCAGGCAUCAACAGGAACAUAGCGUGGCUAGACAUUGCGAUGGUAGCAUCGUGUCUCGGCUCAAAGGCUGUAUCGGCCAUAUGCAGACGGCUGGCCGUUAACUACAAAUACGCACACAGCGGUUUCCCGGACUUGACGCUGUGGAAUGAAUUCACGAGAAAGAUAAAAUUCGUCGAAGUGAAAACAGACACGGACAAGCCUUCAAUGAAGCAGAUUCAAUGGAUGCAUUAUCUUCGCGAGCAUGGUAUCGACACUGAGUUCUGUUACCUAGGUGCUAAUACUAUGCGGCAACGAUGCCGCACUGUUAAGAAUCAACCGGAUGUGAAAAGUGAACAGUAACACUUGACCUUCUACAGGCUGUCCUUACACAGGGAACAUUUCAAUAGCUCGCCUCACACUAUCACCACUUAUUGCGUAAAGUCGCACUAUCUCAGUCAAUUCGACGUUAGAAUAAAUAUCCAUUUUGCAGGCGAGAGGCGCGUUCGCCGCCGGCGCAAUGUUCGGGCAAGCGGAAGUAGAAAUAAUUUACGUGUCUUCGCUAGGACAAGGUCGCGCGUGCAUUGUCUCUGCAAACAGUGCCGACCUGUGCUUUGUUUUUCGCCGCCGUGCCGACGCGCCUCUCGCCGUUGCGCCUGUCGGAGCAAUAAUAAUGGUGUGCAUAGAUUUCGAUAAGUAAUGUUGUUCACAAGUAGUAGUCGAUAAAAAAAAAGAAAAAAAAAUUUUUGUAAAGUUUAAGUUCAUUAGUUUAUUUUUUUUUUUUGGGUCAGAAU
Hyposmocoma kahamanoa is the source of this 2148-nucleotide messenger RNA. RefSeq names its product fanconi-associated nuclease 1-like. Gene Ontology annotation, molecular function: flap-structured DNA binding; 5'-flap endonuclease activity; 5'-3' exonuclease activity. The transcript has 9 exons. Gene Ontology annotation, cellular component: nucleus. NCBI's taxonomy places the organism in Eukaryota, Metazoa, Arthropoda, Insecta, Lepidoptera, Cosmopterigidae. Gene Ontology annotation, biological process: interstrand cross-link repair. The record is from RefSeq and is a predicted model, not a curated record. The coding region runs from base 11 to 1717 and encodes 568 amino acids.